AUGGAUAACAACAAUUACCAUUCUCCGCCUCCAUAUCAAUAUAGCACAUAUAAUUACCCCCAUGUUCCACCCCCUCCAAAUCAACAAAACCCAGGUCUUAGUUCCGGUCCAUACCCUGGUCAUCCUCCUCCAGGUUCUGUCCCAUAUCCACAGUAUUCUCAUUAUCCACCCCCGCCCUUUUACAACACUUCAGGUUCCGGCCAUUUAAAUUAUCCGUAUCCAGGUCCACCGCCACCAUCUGCACCUCCUACGUCUGGACCUUUAGAGUAUAGUUACCCCCCAUCCUCACAUUCUACCCCCAUCACUCACCAGUUUCAUGGAUAUCCACCUCCUCCACCAAUGCCAACCCCACCUCAGUCAACCCUUCAAUCAUAUGGUAGUUUCCAUCAUGGUUCUUCCCAUUAUCUCCAACAUCAGAACUCUGGGCCAUUGCAGCCUCCAGAUAAUCAACCCAAUGUGCCACCUAGAGUUAGUGGUGAGUACUCUAGUAACUACCACUACCAAGAUAGUUCAUCUUCUGUGAGUGGAACUACAGGAAAUUAUGAUCACAUCAAUGAUGGUUCUAUGACUCGCCCUUCAGUUUAUCCGUCUAUCGAUGAUCUCAUUGAAAAUGUUCAUUUGUCUGAUAGUCAUAAGCCAUCUGCCCCUGCCUCCCCUCCUGCCCCGUCAGCCUCGUUGCCUAGUUCCCCUCCAAAAUAUCACUCUGGACCAUUGCCAAUGACUAAUAAGUAUAAUGGUAUGGGGGCUAUAUAUGGACAUCCUAAUUCCUUUUCUCGCUGGGAGACAUCUUCUACGGGUCAGAUGGAGCACCCUUCUGUUCUUGCCUCAUCACAUUCGACCACUCAUGCUGAGACAUCACAUGCUCAGAAUAUGCAGCUUAUGGCAGCUUCAUCUCCUAAAGUGUCUUUGAAAGUUUUGCUCUUGCAUGGGAAUUUGGAUAUUUGGGUAUAUGAAGCAAGAAAUCUUCCUAACAUGGAUAUGUUCCACAAAACUAUAGGAGACAUGUUCAACAACAGUAAGAUUACAAGUGAUCCCUAUGUCUCCAUCACAGUAACAGGUGCUACAAUUGGAAGGACUUAUGUGAUAAGCAAUAGUGAAAAUCCUGUUUGGACGCAAAAUUUUAAUCUUCCAGUUGCUCAUUAUGCUGCCGAAGUUCACUUUGUAGUGAAAGAUAAUGAUGUUGUGGGAUCACAACUUAUAGGGACAGUGAUGGUUCCGGUGGAGCAUUUAUAUGGUGGAGAAAAAAUUGAGGGGUUCUUUCCAAUCCUCAAUGCAAGUGGGAAGCCCUGCAAGGCUGGAGCUGUUUUGUAUAUCUCUAUUCAAUAUACCCCAAUAGAGCAUUUAAGCAUCUACCAUCAUGGAAUUGGAGCUGGUCCUGAUUAUCUUGGAGUACCUGGGACAUACUUUCCACUUAGGAGAGGUGGAAUGAUCACUCUUUAUCAAGAUGCUCAUGUUCCUGAUGGAUGUCUCCCAAUUCUAAAACUUGAAAAUGGGAUGCAAUAUGUGCAUGGAAAAUGCUGGCGUGACAUCUUUGAGGCUAUACGUCAGGCCCGCCGUUUGAUUUAUAUUACUGGGUGGUCAGUGUGGCACAAAGUUAGACUGGUUAGGGAUGAUAAUUCCGUGUCAAGUACCACUCUGGGGGAUCUUCUGAGAUCAAAGUCACAGGAAGGAGUGAGAGUUCUGCUGCUUGUAUGGGAUGAUCCUACGUCAAGAAGCAUACUGGGCUACAAAACGGAUGGAGUCAUGCAAACUCAUGAUGAAGAAACUCGCCGUUUCUUUAAACACUCUUCUGUGCAAGUGCUGCUCUGUCCUCGUGUGGCUGGGAAGCGUCAUAGUUGGAUGAAGCAGAGGGAAGUUGGAGUAAUUUAUACACAUCAUCAGAAGACUGUGAUAGUGGAUGCUGAUGCUGGAAAUAAUCGAAGAAGAAUCACUGCAUUUCUUGGAGGACUGGACUUGUUGCAAAAGGAAGGCAACAUGAUCAGCCGAGGCCAUGCCCUUGGUAGUGUUACGGGUUGUCCAAGAGAAGCAUGGCAUGACUUGCACUGUAAAAUUGACGGUCCAGCAGCAUAUGAUGUUCUGACCAAUUUCGAGGAACGGUGGAUGAAAGCUGCAAAACCUUAUGGAAUAAAAAAAUUAAAGGUGUCAUAUGAUGAUGCUUUACUCCGACUGGAAAGGAUACCCGACGUACUGGGGCUAUCUGAUGCUCCUUGUGUUAGUGAUGAUGAUCCUCAAAGUUGGCAUGUUCAGGUUUUUCGUUCAAUUGAUUCAAACUCCGUCAGUGGCUUCCCAAAGGAUCCUAAAGAAGCUACAAUGAGGAACCUGGUAUGUGGGAAGAACGUACUUAUAGAUAUGAGCAUACACACAGCGUAUGUAAAGGCCAUUCGUGCUGCUCAACAUUUUAUUUAUAUUGAAAAUCAAUACUUCAUCGGAUCCUCAUACAACUGGAGUACAAAUAAGGAUGUCGGUGCAAAUAAUUUGAUUCCAAUAGAAAUUGCCCUCAAGAUUGCCAGCAAAAUAAGGGCACACGAGAGGUUUGCAGCAUAUAUUGUCAUUCCAAUGUGGCCAGAGGGUAAUCCAACAGGUGCUGCUACUCAAAGGAUUUUGUUUUGGCAGCAUAAAACAAUGCAAAUGAUGUAUGAGACUAUCUACCAGGCUCUAAUGGAGGUUGGACUUGAGAAUGCAUACUCCCCACAAGAUUACUUGAACUUCUACUGUCUUGGCAAUCGUGAGGCUUUCGAUGAGGGUUAUCCCUCUGAGCGUCAAAGUGCAGCUAACACUCCUCAAGGACUCGGUCAGAAAAACCGAAGAUUCAUGAUUUAUGUUCAUUCGAAAGGGAUGAUUGUGGACGAUGAAUAUGUUAUUUUGGGGUCUGCAAAUAUCAAUCAACGUUCGAUGGAGGGUACUAGAGACACAGAGAUCGCUAUGGGGGCUUAUCAACCUCAUCACACAUGGGCAAGAAAACAAUCGAGUCCAUAUGGACAGAUUUAUGGUUAUAGAAUGUCUCUAUGGGCCGAGCAUCUAGGAGUUUUAGAUGACUGCUUUACUCGACCAGAUUCUGUAGAAUGUGUCAGACGAGUUAGACAAAUGGGCGAGGCGAACUGGAAGCAAUAUGCAUCUGAUGAGAUAUCAGAAAUGAGAGGACACCUUCUGAAGUACCCGGUUGAAGUUGAUAGGUACGGCAAGGUGAGUUCCCUCUCAGGAUGUGAAACUUUUCCUGAUGUUGGAGGUAAUAUAAUCGGAUCAUUCCUUGCUGUUCAAGAAAAUCUGACCAUUUAA
Fraxinus pennsylvanica is the source of this 3276-nucleotide messenger RNA. NCBI's taxonomy places the organism in Eukaryota, Viridiplantae, Streptophyta, Magnoliopsida, Lamiales, Oleaceae. The record is from the annotation of a GenBank genome assembly.